Messenger RNA from Stylophora pistillata, 543 nucleotides. RefSeq names its product putative transposon-derived protein F54H12.3. NCBI's taxonomy places the organism in Eukaryota, Metazoa, Cnidaria, Anthozoa, Scleractinia, Pocilloporidae. Gene Ontology annotation, molecular function: nucleic acid binding. The record is from RefSeq and is a predicted model, not a curated record. Gene Ontology annotation, biological process: DNA integration.
AUGGAAUCGUACGAUCAAAACGAAGAUGUGGAAGCAAUUCACAAUUCAAAACAACACGGUCUAUCUCGACAUUCUACCGAAGAUUGUGGAGAAGUACAACAAUACAAAACACAGAUCGAUUCGCAUGACCCCACAGAGGCUUCCAAGAAGAAGAAUGAGAAUGCUGUCUAUUUGAAACUGUACGGUGAAGAGUUGAGCGAAAUGCGAGACAAACCAAAGUUUGCGGUUGGCGAUCACGUUCGAAUUUCCAAAUACAAGCGUAAACUGUUCGAUAAGGGAUACACGCCGAAUUGGUCUGAAGAGAUUUUCGUCGUUGACGAGAUACAUUACUCCAAACCCAUCACUUAUAAGUUGAAGGAUCUUCUGGGAGAAGAAAUCAAAGGCACUUUCUAUCAACAGGAGAUGAUCAAAGCGAAGCAAUCAGACCUUUUCAGAAUUGAGAAGGUCAUUCGAAAGAGUAAAGGAAAGGCUCUCGUAAAGUGGAGCGGUUACCCAGAAAAAUUCAAUUCGUGGGUUGAUGAAAGCGAACUUCAGAAGUUAUGA